This is a messenger RNA of Drosophila persimilis, 252 nucleotides long. RefSeq names its product zinc finger CCHC domain-containing protein 13-like. Gene Ontology annotation, molecular function: zinc ion binding; nucleic acid binding. NCBI's taxonomy places the organism in Eukaryota, Metazoa, Arthropoda, Insecta, Diptera, Drosophilidae. Bases 4 to 228 code for a protein of 74 amino acids. The record is from RefSeq and is a predicted model, not a curated record. The transcript is spliced from 2 exons.
AUCAUGCUGCCAAAGAAGUACGGUUCAACUGAAGGGGCAAACACUGGAGCCUCGCCAACACCCAUUCGCUGCUACAACUGCAACUCUUUGGGCCACGUGGCAGGGGAGUGCCGCAAGCCCAAGCGCGAAAGAGGAGCGUGCUACGGAUGCGGCAGCAUGAGUCACCAGGUGUCACACUGUGACGAAAAGAAGUACAAGAUUGCCUCAUCGACUCAGGUAGCCCAAUAAGUUUUAUAAAGUUAUCAUGUCUAG